UGCAGAGGACGGAGGUAAGAGAGAAGGUUCUCCCCACCUGCCGCAACCUAUAGCUAUCUGAUUAUAGCCAGCGCACAGGGCACAAGGAUGCUUGGAGGGAAUGGAGAUGGAGAGGAGAGUGCCGAUGUUCCGACACACGAUGGCCACGGAAACAGCGACAGCGACUCGCCAGCAGUUUUCUACUUCCGCUACGAGGAUUCGGAAGACACAGUCUACCUCUACGACGAUUCUUUUUGGGAUGAUGCGCAGGAAGGCCAUGAUACUGCUGAUGAGGAGCCAUUGACCGUGUCUCAAGUGCAAUCCCAACUACUCUCCAUUGUUCAUCCGCCAAUAUCCCGUUUGCACGUGACUUGCGAACAACCCAACACUUGGAAAGCACUCAAUGAAACCAGCACAUGGCGUGAGUUCUGUCAAGCGAUUCAGCAAUGUCUGCCUCAUGUGACAAGGCUGGAAGUGGAGCAACCACACAAUCUCAGCGACGCUCAAUGUGUAGCACUCUUUCGACACUUGGCUCCCAAUAGUUUGACCCAUUUGACCAUGAAUGUCAUUGGUGGCAAUCUUCCAGGCAUGUUUCGUCAAAUCGGUCGUUCCUUUCCACAAUUGCAAGAGCUGAUAUUAAUGGGAAAUGCCGACUGGGAGAUGGAUGAAGACGGUUUCGAAUAUCAUUCAGUGAUGGACGAUACUAAUGGGCAAUGCUUGGGAGACUCCUUGCAUUGUUUGUCAAAACUCAAGAAAGUUUCCAUUGCGCAGUUUGUAACGUGCAACCCACAGGUGUUUUGGGAGCCCGUCUGGAGUGCUAUCCGUAGCAACCCCAAUCUACAAGUGGUCCAAUUUCGUGGGGGAUACCAUUUUUGUGAGGAUCAAGAUGGUGAGGCAUAUAGUUUCGAAGAGUUUCCAGUGGAGGAAGAUAUUCUGAACGAUCUCCAGUAUGGUCCUCGUUUGAAUCAAGCCGAGAGAGACUGCUUGAGGAUGGAUGAGACUGAAAAGGAGGCCUCUAGUUUCUCAUUGCAACAAUGGGUGGAAGCUCUGAUAUCUGUACGAGACCGAGUGGAUUGCCUGGAUUAUUUCUUGUCGACUACCGAUCCCAAUCUCUAUGCGUGGAGUGCUAUUGGGGAGGGAGGAGCCAGGCACAAUACCUAGAAAAGAAAAACUAGUGCUAGCUAGGUCCAGGGAAAAACAAUGGUUGCCGGCCGCUGAGGAAGCUCCCAAUGGGAUAGUGCUACUCAGGUAUGACCAAGUAGUGGUAAUUGUCUCAUGUGCAAUCUAGGUCCCCAUACCCUCCCUCAUUGGGGCGAGGCAUGUUUGUAACUACAGUAGGCCAUCCUUUGGAUUGCAUGUAACGGGAGCUGUCAAAGGAGAUCGUGGUACCCAGGUAGCUGGAAACCAAGCUUCUUGCCAACAUACUGUGCCAGCUACUGUUACCUGACUCUAGAUAGCCUACAGCACCAUCAGCUUGCUGAACGACUGUAACCAGCUCAUCGUUGCAUGGUAAUGACGGAAAGCCAGAAUUCCUUCAACAGCAAGAGUAAUUGCCCAUGGUGUGAUGGAUGAACAAGAGAAAGAACAAAGCAGGACAAGUACGUGUAAGUGUAGCUUUUUUCUUUUUUGCUUGUGGUUCAGUCAUCGUGCGUGUGUCUGAGUGAG
Seminavis robusta is the source of this 1644-nucleotide messenger RNA. The record is from the annotation of a GenBank genome assembly. NCBI's taxonomy places the organism in Eukaryota, Bacillariophyta, Bacillariophyceae, Naviculales, Naviculaceae.